Molecule: messenger RNA, 2536 nt
Organism: Syngnathus acus (greater pipefish)
Lineage: Eukaryota; Metazoa; Chordata; Actinopteri; Syngnathiformes; Syngnathidae
Product: cyclic nucleotide-gated channel cone photoreceptor subunit alpha-like
Exons: 9
Coding region: 310-2523 (737 amino acids)
Biological process (GO): monoatomic cation transmembrane transport
Cellular component (GO): plasma membrane; intracellular cyclic nucleotide activated cation channel complex
Molecular function (GO): protein-containing complex binding; intracellularly cAMP-activated cation channel activity; cGMP binding
Source: RefSeq, a predicted model, not a curated record
GAUUAUAUUGUGUUUUUAUUGGGGGUUUUAAUCAUCUCAUAGCCUGGACAGAUGACUCCUCCCUCUUUCCUGAUCUGAUCUCCCGGCUGAACCUCUCCUCUUCAUCCUCAUCCUCACAGCCCGCUCGUCUGGCUGUCCAGGCGGCGUGCACCUCUUUAGAUCUCGUAGACAGAGGAGCGAGCCAUGGGGAAUUAUUUAUUGGUCUAAAAUUUGUCGUACACGUGAGGGGCAGACGGUGGUUUGAGGAAGGAUGGAUGGAUGCGGACGGUGGUGGUCUCAUUGGGGUCUCUUCUGAUGUAGCGGACUUACAUGCAUGACCAGGCCAGUAAGGCCCGACACGUCACCAUGGCAAAAGUCAACAGCGAAAUCUCCUCCCUGACCAGACGUCCCUUGUCCAGUCACACAUCUGAUGAGGAGCUGGCCGUCAUUGAAAAUGGAGACAGCAGUAACAAUUCCGAGAGGGCCCUAUCUUCAAAAUCCAACAGAACACUUUUUACUGGUACAGGCGCAAUGGCCAGGCUCUCUUACUUCUUCUACAUGCUGCGCAACUGGGCCUUCAACAGGAUGAACCCUGAAGUACCGCAAAGGCACGACUCCUUCCUGGAGCGCUUCCGAGGCCCUGAGCUCAAAGAAGUGUCUGGCUGCAAGAGCGACGGCCAGUCCCUAGACCGCAACGGCACAAUGCACUGGAAGAAUCUUGGCAAUAAGUGGCCGCUAGCUACUUACAACAUGAAUAACUGCAACAACACAGAUGACAAAAAGGAAGACAAGAAAGAGGAGAUUAAAAAAGACCAGGAUGACAAAAAGGAUGAGAAGAAGGAUGACAAAAAGGAUGAGAAGAAGGAUGAGAAAAAAGAUGAGAAGAAGGAUGAGAAAAAAGAUGAUAAGAAAGACGACAAGAAGAAAGAGGAGCCCCCGAAGGAGAUCUGGAUUAUGGACCCGGCUGCAGACAUGUACUACAAGUGGUUGACAGUCAUCGCUGGCCCAGUCUUCUACAACCUGAUAAUGAUUGUCACCAGGGCCUGUUUCAACGAACUCCAGGACCGGUUCACAAAACUUUGGAUCUUCUUAGACUACACCGCAGACUUCAUCUACUUCACAGACACAUUUGUCCGGUCAAGAACAGGCUACCUGGAACAAGGUCUGCUGGUGAAGGACGCUGCGAAGCUGCGAGCCAAAUACAGGAUGACGUCGCAGUUCAAGUACGACAUGAUUUCCAUGAUCCCCACCGAUCUGCUCUUCUUCAAAUUCGGAUUCAACAACCCAGAGUUCCGAUUCAACCGCCUCUGCAAGAUUUCCAGGCUUUUUGAGUUCUUUGAGAGGACUGAAACGAGAACCAGCUUCCCCAACAUGUUUCGUAUUAGCAAUCUCGUGCUCUAUAUCCUGGUCAUCAUCCAUUGGAACGCCUGCAUGUUCUUUGCCAUCUCCAAGACAAUUGGUUUCGGCACAGACACUUGGGUAUACCCCAACAUCAGUCACCCGGAACAUGGCCGCCUGGCCAGGAAGUAUAUCUACUCCCUCUACUGGUCCACCCUGACCCUCACCACCAUCGGCGAGACGCCCGCGCCGGUGAGAGACGUGGAAUACCUCUUUGUCAUCGCUGAUUUCCUCACCGGUGUGCUGAUUUUCGCCAGUAUCGUCGGAAACGUCGGAGCCAUGAUCUCCAACAUGAACGCCUCCCGCGCUGAGUUCCAGGCCAAGAUCGACUCCAUCAAGCAGUACAUGCAGUUCCGUAAGGUUACCAAAGAGCUGGAGGCCCGGGUGAUCAAGUGGUUCGACUACCUGUGGACGGAGAAAAAGACUUGCGAUGAGAAGGAAGUUCUGAAGAACCUGCCGGACAAGCUCAAGGCUGAAAUCGCUAUCAACGUCCAUCUUGACACACUGAAGAAGGUGCGCAUCUUCCAGGACUGCGAGGCGGGACUCCUUAUCGAGUUGGUGCUCAAGCUGGAGCCUCAAGUCUUCAGUCCGGGGGACUACAUCUGCAAGAAAGGUGAUAUUGGCCGGGAGAUGUACAUCAUCAAGGAGGGCAAGCUGGCAGUGGUGGCCGACGACGGCGUCACGCAGUUUGUGGUCCUCAGCGAUGGUGCAUACUUUGGGGAAAUCAGCAUCCUGGGCAUCAAGGGCAGCAAGGCCGGGAACAGGAGAACGGCCAACAUCCGAAGCGUGGGUUACUCUGACCUGUUCGCCCUCUCCAAGGACAACUUGAUGGAGGCGCUUACCGAGUACCCAGAUGCCAAGAAAGCCCUGGAAGAGAAGGGCAAGGCCAUCUUGAUGAAGGACAACCUGAUUGACGAGGCUGUGGCUAAUGCCGGGGCAGACCCCAAGGACCUGGAGGAGAAGCUGAGCAGGCUGCAGGAGAACCUGGAAGCCAUGCAGACCAAGUUUGCUAAGCUCUUGGCUGAAUUCACCUCCAGCCAGACACGCAUGAAGCAACGGGUCACCCAAAUGGAGGCCCAGGUUAAGGCGGUCAAACCUGAGGACCUCUCAGAAGUGGUGGCCGAUAAGGAUAAGAAGGUUCAGUGAGAAAGAACUUUUA